AUGAGUUUCCCUGUGGGUAUUUCUGCAUCCAAGAAGCGCUUCUUCCUCUCAGUGUAUUCCUUUGUGCUGGGAUUGCAUUUUAUGUUGCUUUUUCUGUGCACCAUGGCAUCUGCAUGCCCCAAGAGCUGCUUGUGCACAGAUAGGAACGGCCUGGUGGUGGUGCAAUGUUCUUCCCGCAACCUUGAGACCAUCCCAUCUGAUCUACCGUAUGACACCGUUGCUCUACUGCUCUCUUCCAAUCACAUAACAAAGAUCCCUAGCCAGGCUUUUAAACACCUCCAUCGCCUGCAGGAGCUUGAUUUGUCACGCAAUGCCAUUGACAGUGUGGAUGGUAGUGCUUUUCAGGGCAUCUCGGAGACCCUGCGUUUGCUUAACCUGUCCUACAACCGACUGCGUGGAGUACCCAAGGAGGCCUUUGCACGUCUCCAUGCCAAGAUUGGCCUGGCCAACAACCCUUGGCACUGUGAAUGCAUGCUACAGGAGGUCCUGCGUGAACUUGAACUCGACCCUGAAACUGCUAGUGAGGUGAGUUGCCAUACAGCUGUGCAGGAUGAAUUUGCUGGAAAGCCUGUCAUCCAGGUCCUAGACUCUGGCAUCAACUUCUGCAACUUUCAUCACAAGACAACAGACGUGGCCAUGUUUGUCACCAUGUUCGGCUGGUUCACCAUGGUGAUUGCUUAUGUCAUAUACUAUGUGCGGCACAACCAAGAGGACGCCCGCAGGCAUUUGGAGUAUCUCAAGUCUCUGCCAAGCAGCUCUCAAAUUAGCAAAGACUUGGACACUAUCAGUACUGUUCUGUAG
Molecule: messenger RNA, 801 nt
Organism: Neoarius graeffei (lesser salmon catfish)
Lineage: Eukaryota; Metazoa; Chordata; Actinopteri; Siluriformes; Ariidae
Gene: lrrc3
Product: leucine rich repeat containing 3
Exons: 1
Coding region: 1-801 (266 amino acids)
Molecular function (GO): protein binding
Source: RefSeq, a predicted model, not a curated record